This is a messenger RNA of Lotus japonicus, 1768 nucleotides long. Its product is annotated as protein SUPPRESSOR OF K(+) TRANSPORT GROWTH DEFECT 1-like. NCBI's taxonomy places the organism in Eukaryota, Viridiplantae, Streptophyta, Magnoliopsida, Fabales, Fabaceae. The record is from RefSeq and is a predicted model, not a curated record. Gene Ontology annotation, molecular function: ATP binding; ATP hydrolysis activity. Bases 226 to 1530 code for a protein of 434 amino acids. Gene Ontology annotation, biological process: endosomal transport; vacuole organization. The transcript has 8 exons.
UUGAGAGCAUUCAAAGUUUCAACUCUGUCUUGUUAGAUUCCACACAUUAACCUUCUCUGACUCCUUCCUUUACUUUUCCAAUCAACAAACACCGAUCACAAUUAAAUUUCCCCCAAAACGAUGUCGUUGCAGCACCACCUCUAGGGUUUGCGAUUCUCGAUCAUCAUCAUCAUCAUCAUCAUCUGCAGGUAGCAGAAUCCGAAUCCGAAUUCAAAGAAGAAGACGAUGUAUAGCAAUUUCAAGGAGCAAGCGAUCGAGUACGUGAAGCAAGCGGUACACGAAGACAAUGCUGGGAACUACGCAAAAGCCUUCCCUCUCUACAUGAACGCCUUAGAGUACUUCAAAACGCAUCUCAAAUACGAGAAGAACCCUAAGAUCAAAGAAGCCAUCACGCAGCGUUUCACCGAGUAUCUCCGCCGCGCCGAGGAGAUCCGUGCUGUGCUUGAUGAUGGUGGCCCCGGCCCGGCUUCCAACGGGGACGCCGCUGUUGCUGCGCGGCCCAAGACGAAGCCUAAGGACGGCGGUGAAGGCGACGGCGGGGAGGAUCCUGAGCAGGCUAAGCUUCGUGCUGGGCUGAAUUCUGCUAUCAUCAGGGAGAAGCCGAAUAUCAAGUGGAAUGAUGUUGCGGGGUUGGAGAGCGCUAAACAGUCCUUGCAGGAGGCGGUUAUCUUGCCUGUCAAGUUCCCUCAGUUCUUCACUGGUAAAAGACGACCUUGGAGAGCUUUUUUGUUGUACGGACCACCUGGAACAGGUAAAUCAUACUUGGCCAAGGCCGUUGCAACAGAAGCUGAUUCUACAUUUUUCAGUGUUUCUUCAUCAGACCUGGUUUCAAAGUGGAUGGGUGAAAGUGAAAAGCUGGUUUCAAAUCUUUUUCAAAUGGCCCGCGAAAGUGCACCUUCUAUCAUAUUUGUUGAUGAAAUUGAUUCUCUCUGUGGUCAGCGUGGAGAGGGCAAUGAGAGUGAAGCUUCAAGACGAAUUAAAACUGAACUUCUAGUGCAGAUGCAGGGUGUAGGAAACAAUGAUCAGAAAGUUCUUGUUCUUGCAGCAACAAAUACACCUUAUGCUCUCGAUCAGGCAAUAAGGCGGCGCUUUGAUAAGCGUAUAUACAUUCCACUGCCAGAUGUGAAGGCUCGCCAACACAUGUUCAAGGUGCAUUUAGGAGAUACUCCCCAUAACUUGGCUGAAAGUGAUUUUGAACACUUGGCUCGCAAGACAGAGGGAUUUUCUGGUUCAGAUAUAUCUGUCUGUGUGAAAGAUGUUUUAUUUGAACCUGUUCGCAAAACCCAAGAUGCCAUGUUUUUCUUUAAGAGUCCUGAGGGUAUGUGGAUUCCAUGCGGACCAAAGCAACAGGGUGCAAUACAAAUAACAAUGCAAGACCUUGCUACAAAAGGUCUUGCUUCUCAGAUCCUUCCGCCACCUAUAUCAAGAACCGAUUUUGACAAAGUACUUGCCAGACAAAGGCCUACAGUAAGCAAGUCUGACCUUGAAGUCCACGAGAGAUUCACAAAGGAGUUUGGAGAGGAAGGUUAAUUGUGAUGGGAUUUGCAUCGAAGAUCCACUGUUUUAAACAUAAUGUUAUGAUCUGUAACUUACUGAGCUAUUGGAUCAAGUAAAUGCACCUUUUUUAUUUGUUAUUAGGGAUGUGAAUUCCCCUCCUGUACGAAAGUGAAUUUAUAGAAGUGGAUACACUUAUUUGCUUCUCCUAAAUUGUGUAUAAAAAAAUCUGAAUUCAUCAGAAAAAUAAAUUGUAUGUGAUACUGGUUUCUUA